GCUUUUGCUUGCCAGUCAUCCAUACGCGCGUCUGGGACGUUCCACAAGUUGCAAUUUCAACGAGACGUUUUUCUUAUUGUUUUUCUCCCCCAUGGCGAAAACGGAAGGAAGCAACGAUUCUAGCGAUAGUGACGAAGCUAGUCAGACUGCGGGAGAACCGAAUUCCGUGACCGUUAUCCGGUUGAAAAAGGGGCAAGAUGAUAAGCCACCGGCGUCCUGGUGGCAAAAGAAGAAAGAGCGCAUUUUUCGAAAGAAAACGCUGUACAUGCGCGUACCAAUCCUGAAAUGGCUGCCAAAAUAUUCCCUGCAGGAUUUCGUGGCCGAUCUAGUGGCCGGCAUCACUGUCGGUGUCACAGUGAUUCCCAAAGCACUAGCUUACGCAACCGUGGCCGGACUUCCUCCUCAGUAUGGUCUGUACGGGUCAUACAUGGGCUGCUUUGUUUAUCUUCUAUUGGGAAGCACGCCCGUCGUCACUAUCGGCCCGACGGCUCUCAUGUCUCUCGUCACAUACGAUUCCGGGGCGGCGCUAAUGGGUCCCGAAGCGGCCAUUCUCUUAGCUUUCAUAACCGGAUGCAUCGUUCUUCUCUUUGGGCUUCUCAAUUUCGGGUUCUUGAUUGACUUUAUCGCGGCUCCAGUCGUGGCUGGGUUCACUAGCGCCGCCGCUUUUACCAUAGCCACAACUCAGAUCGAAGCUCUACUCGGGUUGAAAUUUGACGACGAAGGUUUCCUCAAUACGUGGAUCGCGGUGUUUGAACACAUCGGUGAGACCAAAAAAUGGGACGCCGUUUUGGGUUUCUCUUCCAUCGCCAUUUUACUUCUCCUCCGGAUUCUCGAUCAAGUCAAAUUGGGUAAAGAAGGAGAGAGGAAUCGAUGGCAAAAUUGGUUCAACACGGGAUGCUGGCUGAUUUCGGUUUCCCGCAACGCCAUCGUCAUCGUCGUUGCGUCGAUUAUUGCUUACGUUCUUACAGAGCCGGGACGAAGUGAUUAUCCUUUUACGCUCACUGGUGACAUUCCUAGCGGAUUUCCUCCUUUCAAACUUCCCGCGUUCUCCUUCCAGAAUGGCGAUAAGACAUACCCGUUCACGGAGAUAUGCAGAAAUCUAGGUUCAUCUCUUUACAUCGCUCCUUUGGUUGCCGUUCUCGAAUCUAUCGCCAUCGCCAAAUCUUUAGCCAAAGGGAAAAGAAUUGAUGCCAGUCAAGAGAUGAUGGCCAUUGGGACGACUAACAUCUUGGGCUCGUUUGCGUCAUCUUAUCCGAUCACUGGCUCUUUCUCUAGCACAGCUGUCAACGCCGCCAGUGGCGUACGGACACCUUUCAAUGGAAUUUAUACCGCCGUUUUGGUGCUUUUGGCCAUUUCGGUCUUGACGCCGUACUUCUUCUUCAUUCCGAAAAGCUGCUUGGCGGCUGUCAUCAUCUGCGCCGUGAUUUUCAUGGUGGAAAUCAGCUUAAUGAAAAUGGUCUGGAAGUCAAAGAAAAUCGAUUUGGUUCCGUUUGGAGUCACAUUCGUCUUUUGCGUCUUCGUUGGACUUUCCCAGGGUAUUUUGAUUGGCACGGCUGUCAAUCUGGGCAUGCUGUUGUACAGCACGGCUCGACCACGGAUUAGAAUUCACAAAAUCAAGAAUCCAACGACCGAAUAUCUGCUCAUAGCCCCGGAUCGCAGCUUGGUGUUUACAGCUAUGGAAUAUUUCAUGUCGAGUGUUCGCAAGGCCUCGGCGCUUUAUCCCGGCAUAAUCGUCAUCAUCGACAUGAGCCACGUCUCGGCGGCGGAUUUCACUACCGCUUACGGAUUCGACAACAUGAUCAAGAGCCUGCAGAAACACGGCCACAAACUCGUCUUGACUAGGACCAAACCAGAAAUUUUGCCCAUUUUGUCUGGCAUAGGCUGCGACCUGCACGUCCACAGCGACGGAAUGGAUCUAGACUUAUUACUCAAAGAGAUUACCUUGACAACUUCAAUAAUAACGCCUAAAGUGUCAUCAUCUUCAUCGUCUUCCAGUAUUAGCAGCAAUUCGGAGGAUUGUGUUGAAGUUGAAGUAACGUCGCCCACCUCCUCGGAUUGA
Daphnia pulicaria is the source of this 2059-nucleotide messenger RNA. Its product is annotated as sodium-independent sulfate anion transporter-like. Gene Ontology annotation, cellular component: membrane. Gene Ontology annotation, molecular function: sulfate transmembrane transporter activity. Bases 92 to 2059 code for a protein of 655 amino acids. NCBI's taxonomy places the organism in Eukaryota, Metazoa, Arthropoda, Branchiopoda, Diplostraca, Daphniidae. The record is from RefSeq and is a predicted model, not a curated record. The transcript is spliced from 12 exons. Gene Ontology annotation, biological process: transmembrane transport.